Molecule: messenger RNA, 657 nt
Organism: Caenorhabditis remanei
Lineage: Eukaryota; Metazoa; Nematoda; Chromadorea; Rhabditida; Rhabditidae
Exons: 4
Coding region: 1-657 (218 amino acids)
Source: RefSeq, a predicted model, not a curated record
AUGUCCUCCCAGCCAGCAAGCACAACCGCGUUGCGACCGCGUCCUCUUAUGGUUCUAUGGGUCUCGGCACGACAGUCAACCGUACCCAAGGAGGAUUUACGAGACAAUUUCUGUGAAGCUGUAAAUAACUCAUCGUCUGGCAGCAAUGAUGACGUCAAAGAUGAUUCGUUCGAAUUGUUGGAAGCACUGCCGGCGAUGCAGCAUGAUAUGAUGCUGAUCGACAUCAACGACACUCGUCUUCAGCAUCUCAGCGACUAUACAGGAAUUGAGAAUUUGAGUGCUAGUUUGUUCACAUCUCCAGCUUUCCCGGUGGAUGGCGUCAUUUUUGGUCCAAAUCAUAGACUGAUAAUAUGUCUCAACUGUCGUCGGGCCAAGCAGCCUGAUGCGCCAACCAUCAAAAUCUGGUUUUUGGUGGACUCUGGAUCAAACUGUACGUUUUUAGACGAAAAAACGAUCACCAAACUUACCGGAUCCGACGCCAUUCCAUCGGCAAUUCCUGUUUCCAUUCAGGAUGAAAAUUCUGUGAUUGAAUGCAACCUAUCUCACAGUCACUUCAAAGGUGCGAACGUAUUGGGAAUGAGAGCUUUGCUGGAUCUGGAGGUGACGAUUGAAGGGAUGAAUGGCAAGAACAAGAGUUGGCACCUUGCGAAACAGUAA